AUGCCCUUCAAUGGCCCUGAUCUAUUGCAACUUUUUUUUGGAGAGUUCGACGAUGUCCAAAGUGUGAUGAAGCAGACAGAUGCUCUGCUGGCUGUUGAGCCUAUAAUGCAGAAACGAUCUACUGUAUACAUUUCAUCUCCAGUCUCCUCCUUUCUUUGGCACAACCUUUUGAUGAGGGCCUCCUAUGAAUCUAUGGAUCAGGAUUUUGGGUCGUCGUAUCGGAGACUCACAGACGGAAAGAGCGUCACUAUCAAGCCUCUCGGUGAUGGCACGCUUAAUUUCUAUGCCACCCAUGAGAUAUGUCUUAUCGACUUGAGGGGUUUCUACUUCCCUUUUGCUUCUACCUCAGAUGCAAAGAACACAAUUGUCUUUGGUCCCCUGAAAGGGCGCUGGCAGGUCGAUGAGCUUAACACCCUCAGACUCCGUGGAUGGACUGUGGAUUACUACGCCGCUAGUCGGUUGCUUGAUGAAACUUCAGGUUUGAAGUUGGAGGGGGAGCUAUCCCUAGAAAAUGGCCGACAAUUCCUCGAAUACAGCAAAGCGAUCGAGUACAACACUGAGGACGACGGACUGAUCUCUACGAGUACAACGCUGACCGUGAAAGACGACACGGGAAUUGUAGUGGAUCUAUUUGGGCUUGGAUUGGUGAUGGAAGAUUAG
Molecule: messenger RNA, 660 nt
Organism: Penicillium nucicola
Lineage: Eukaryota; Fungi; Ascomycota; Eurotiomycetes; Eurotiales; Aspergillaceae
Exons: 2
Coding region: 1-660 (219 amino acids)
Source: RefSeq, a predicted model, not a curated record